Messenger RNA from Bombyx mori (domestic silkworm), 5080 nucleotides. RefSeq names its product sin3 histone deacetylase corepressor complex component SDS3. Bases 1183 to 2202 code for a protein of 339 amino acids. The transcript is spliced from 7 exons. Gene Ontology annotation, biological process: negative regulation of transcription by RNA polymerase II. The record is from RefSeq and is a predicted model, not a curated record. Lineage: Eukaryota; Metazoa; Arthropoda; Insecta; Lepidoptera; Bombycidae. Gene Ontology annotation, molecular function: histone deacetylase binding. Gene Ontology annotation, cellular component: Sin3-type complex.
CAGUAUUAUCUUAUUGGCAGAUAUCAACCAUUUUAACUAAAUCAUAUUUAUUUCUUAUUUCUUGAAAUAAAUACCAAAAUAAGCGUAGAAUGAUUUGUAGACAUGAUAUAAAGGAUAAAACGCCCGGCAUAUUUUAAUCGAUUGAAACAUCCGUACGGAUGUUAAAAUCCUGUAGGCAGAUUCAAAUUUUUCCAAUGGAAAACGUACUGCACGUAGCCAUGGGUGAACUGGCUUCCUUAUCGAAUAAUUAACACACGUAAUAUGGGUGAUUAUUGAUACUAGGACGCAUUGUAAGCCCGCUCUGGUAAGUACUAAUACACUUUAUCUAUUUUUGCCGCAAAGCAGUUAUCGGGGUGACAUUUAAUUAAACCAUUUACCUAAUCUAUCUCCUACAACCCGCCACGAAUUGAGCGAUGUAGGAAAUUGCAGCCAAUGUGAUCUGCACGGCAGCCAUUUUAAUGUACAGCCAAAAUUUUGCGGGGAGAAGAUAGAAUUGCAGAACGCUCUUCUUAUUGAAAUAUCACGACAAGAAACAACGAAGAAAAACGUCCCACAGAAGCUGUUUGAAAGUGACUGGCCAAGCCCACACUGGAGAAAUCGUUGACAUGGUUAUAAUUGAGCCUAUCUAUCGCAAUUUGAUGAAUCGGUGGUCAUUGGUAGCGAGUGAUAAUAAAUCAGCAGUUGAAUUUGCAUUUUCACAAUUCGUUCUAUUUAAUUUUUUAUGAAAUAGACGAUAUUUCCUUUGCUUUCUCAUUGAACAAAUCGAGUAGAGCAUUGUCUUUGGUUGAAAUUGUGUAAUUUUAGCAUAAUUGUUUAUGGAACCCCAUAUAAAGAAUCUAAAUUACAAAGACACGAAUGAUCAAAAAAAAAUCGGACCUUUCACUUACACUAAGUAACAAUUGUAUAUGACUAUCUAACAAAAUUGACUUUUUGAAAUGACUAAAUGUUAUACAAAUAAGUCGGUUAAAUUACUUUUUAGUUUUAGUCCACUUUGACGUAAAAGUAAAACAUCUUUCUGCUUUAAUCAGAACUUGUUCCAGUUUCGUUUCUUUUAAGAAGUUUUUAUGCCGAAUUCUUUAUAUGAGUGACACAACUGGCUUCAGCCAUUUGGUGCCCGUGUCUAGCUCGACGUUACAAGAGCGCAUAAAUUUAUUUGUGAAGCGGUGAUUGCAUUCAAUCUGUAUGCAACUGUUACGCGUCGCCUCGACUAUGUCUUACCAAGGAUCACCAUAUUCCGGCCCGGGGGAUGAAUACGAUUUUGAAGACGAUGGGUACGACGAUUUAGACGACUUCAGAGACCGAGAAGAAACCGUCCCACCUCCUGCACCAGUGUUAGACAGCGACGAAGAUACAGAAGAGGCAAGCGAGGCAGAACUACCGAACAACAAUGAACCUCUGGAAGUUAAAGAACAAAUAUAUCAAGAUAAACUUGCAAAUUUCAAGAAGCAACUGCAGCAAUUGGAAGACAGCCUCCAUCCUGAGUUCUUGCGUCGGGUGAAGAGGUUAGAACAUCAGUUACAAGAGAGGUUACGAUUGAACAGAAUAUACAAAGAUCACAUGUAUGAAGUGGUAGACAGGGAGUAUGUCGCCGAAAAAAAAGCUGCAGCUAAAGAAUUUGAAGAGAAGAAGGUUGAGUUACGCGAGAACUUGCUCACUGAUUUUGAAGACAAGAGGAAACUGAUUGAGAGUGAACGACACAGCAUGGAAUUGAAUGGUGAUUCAAUGGAGGUGAAACCAGUAAUGAAGAGAAUAUUGCGGAGGCGAGCCAACGAGCCGGCCCCGGCGCCGGAGAAGCGCCGCAAGCCGCUGGCCACCACGCUCACGUUCCAGCUGGACGAGCGCGACAUCGAGGCCGACCUCCGCGCCAUACAGCGGACCACCCCGCCCAGGCAUCCCGUGCAGCACAACACCGCGCAGCCCAGGAAACAUCUCAACUCUGGCAGUACAUGCGACUCCCCUAUUCGGGAGAGCGAGACCUGCGACACUCGUGUGGAAGACGGCAAGCUGUUGUACGAGAGGCGCUGGUACCACCGCGGGCAAAGUGUCUACGUCGAGGGGCGGGACCUUCCAAAGUUCCCCGGACACAUCCACGCCAUUACAGAUGAGGCGAUAUGGGUAAAGAAGACGAAUGUGGAACGAAUAAGGAUAUACAUAUCGCAGUUAGCGCGCGGUAAAGUGACGUUAAAACGACGAGCGUCGUAAUCGUUGCGGUGUUACGCGUUACGCGUUACACGUUACACGUUACGCGUUACGCGCUGUGAUACAAGCUGCGUGCAGUGUUACGGGUGUGUUUGUGUGUGCGGACACUAGGACAAACGCUAGAUAUUUGUAUAUAUGAUUGUAUUAUAGUUUUAUAUCUUGUCGUGACAAUGGAUUGUAAAGUUUGUUUUGGUCAGAAAUGUAAUUAUAAUAUGCUUACGAGGAUCACAUAUUUGUAUAAAAGUGUUGAAUUUAUUAUAUGCUGGUAUCUUUAAUUUUGGUUCAGCAUUUUUUUUAUUGCCUUUGUAGGCAGACGAGCAUACGGCCCGCCUGAUGGUGAGUGGUUACCGUCGCCCAUGGACUUCAGCAAUGCCAGGGGCAAAGCCAAGCCGCUGCCUACCGCUAAAAGUAGUUCCUAAGUAUUUUCUUGAAAAAACAUAUUAAUUUAAUGAAAUAUAUUAUAAUUCUAUAGCUUAGAUGCAUAAAUUAAAAGUUAUCUAUUGAAAGUUUUUACUCUUAUUUCUAAAUGAACUUAGCAGAUCGACAAAUUCUAUUUUCAAGAUUGAAAUUACCCUUAAAAUCGGUUCGUUUAUAAAUACCGUUAUGAAAGCCAGAAUCAUUGUUUGGAGAAUACUUAAAUAUUACUAAAAAAAAAAUAUUUUCCAAUUUUAAUGUUUCGAGUACCUCAUAUGUUCUGUAAUCAUGAUUACUGCUAUGCCUGUAUUGAACUGUGAAAGUGUUUUUUUAAUUAACAGAAUGUUUUUUUUUAUUAAUAUGAUUAAAUUUCUGAUCUAAACAUAUUAAAUUAAUCUCAACUACUUUAACAAUUACUUAUAACGUUUAACAGGGUUUUUAUAUCUAAAAUGUGUUUUGACGAAGUGAAAAUGCAGAAUGUUUUUUUUUUUAAAUAUGUAAUGCUUUUUCACAAUGCAUUUGACUUAUAAAAAUCCAACUUUUAUUAUUUAUUUUAAUUAUAUAUGUAACUCUAUACCUCCCAUUUAGGGAUGGCGACAGGCCAAACAAAUAGUGUAGUUACAAUAUGACUGAAAAAAAAACCGAUUCAUUAAAUAAAAUACGAAUUUGGUUAUCCAAGUAAGUAACGGGAAUUCCGUUGUACAUUAAAUCAACAAAAUUAUAUUAAGAGUCUUAAAUGUAUGUAUGUAUAUAAGAGAAUAAUUGCAAGUAACAAAAUAUUAUAAAAUGAUGUUUUAGUAUAAUUAUUUUCUAAUGUAAUGUACAGUGUAGUUACUUAUUCGUUUUUUUGUUGUGCAAUACACCUAAAAAAAUUAAGUGUAUUAUAAGCAACUUGUAAAAUGAACUUUUGCAUAGUGCCACACAUGAUUGUAGAAAGUAAAAGAGCAGCAGUAAAGUUCGGACGAUGACAGAACUGUGUCUUCAAAACCCGAAGUCUUCCAAAUUACAUUGGGGGGGUACCGUAAAAUGGGGAGAAUCGGGACACUUUUUAAGUUCGACAUUUUUAUAGUUUUUUUUUGAGAUCUAGUAAUAAAACUGAGAUCAUAAUGGUUCCAGAGGCUUAAAUUUUUAUAUACGAUGCGUUAUUAUACAUAGUUCAAUACAAGAUAUACACAAAAACUAAAAAAAAACUAGCUUGAACCGAAUCACCUUGGCUUUGGGGAGAAUCAGGUUACGUAUGAGGACAAUAGAGCUUUUCGAUAGGGCUGGGCACUAUUUAGUUGUUAGGUAGGUAACUUUAGGUAAUUAACUUUUUAAUAUCUUUAAUGAGUUGCAAAACUUUGAUGACUAAAUUAAACUAUUUAAUAUUUUUAAACACUAAAUAAAAGUAAUUUUCAGUUCAACAAAGUUAAAUCUAACAACUCAACAAGAGUAUUGUGACAUCCCAGAUUUGUCCCUAUUCUAACUCUAGUCUCUAUUCCCCCCAAUCUACUGUAUACGACAAAGGGAAAAUCUUCCAUUGAGCGGGUGAUAUUGCUCGGCAGGCCGACGGUACGAAUGUUGUUCGGGACUUGUAUAUAAUUAUGCAAGCUUAUAUUGAAGAUGUCGUAAGCGAGAUUUAGACAUCUGUCAAAUAUCUUGUGUUGUAUGAUGGCAAUCGCCACACAACAUGCAUACAUAUAUGUGCCAUUGGCAACAGCCCACAUUGGUAUUGGUAUUAAAUUUUAUUAACUAUAAAAGAGUUUAAUUGCCAGUGUGUUUUCCGAGACUAAUUGUACAACUUUCUUCUUCAUUAUUUUUACGGAGUUCUGACUUUACUGAUAUUCUUUAAGCGAUAUUCAAUUUCUAAAACCGAAACUAGUUGAUAGCGGAGACUUCCAUGAUUUUCAAUGAAUUUUGUAAUAAAUUUACUCUUAAAGGUUUUAGUAAAAAGUGAUUAAUGUUUCUUUUUUAAAUCAUUACAAUUAGUGCUCAGUAGGUCAAUUCUGUGAUUACUUUCACAGGUAUUUGAUUUUCUCACAAAUCCUCUUGGAUCGUGAAAACUAUUUAAAUAUCUCAGUAUAUUUUUCAAGAACUAGGUAGAUGUGAAAACCAAGCUAUAUUUGACUGGGCGGUGUAAUUUUUUUUUAUAUAUCUCUAAUGUACUUUUUAUACUAUUUUGAUACUUGCAAAUGAAUAAAUACUAUAUCAAAUAUAAAGUGUAUUUGUAACAUUUAUUAACACAUACAUCUCAAUUACAGUAUUUUAAUUGUAAAUAAUUUGUAAAUGAUUAUAUGUAUAUGUGUAGUGAAAAGAUCAAGGUGUGUGGAUGAAGUUAUUUUUUUAUUUUAUUUUCUUUUAUUUAGAUUUUUUAUAUUGUGAUCGCACUAUGUCGCGCAUUAGAACGAGAUAUGUGUAAAUAUAAAAGAGUUUUUACAAAUGUAUAUGAUAUUGAACAGAGAUCUUUAAUUAUAUGAAUUCUAUGAAA